Molecule: messenger RNA, 2736 nt
Organism: Ylistrum balloti
Lineage: Eukaryota; Metazoa; Mollusca; Bivalvia; Pectinida; Pectinidae
Exons: 9
Coding region: 1-2736 (911 amino acids)
Source: RefSeq, a predicted model, not a curated record
AUGAUCUUGGUGAAAGUUGCCGAACUAGUAAUUGAAACAUCGCUUACACCAGCACAUGAGGAUCUCAAAAUUGAAUGUAAUAUUCAAAACACUCCGAACACCUGGGAUAAGGUGAAGCUUAUCUCCUCUGACGACAGCAUUGGAGUUGUAGCUGUUGGCUAUUCUAAUGGAACAACACAGAAAGACAACAACUCGUACCAACUGACCCUUGAACCCGGCGAUAGCAACGUAACACUAAGUCUUCUUUUCCCCAACACCACGAAGCAUUGUUUUGUCAGGAGUAACUACACGUGUCAACUUCAUAGCAAUGGAAAUAUAUUUGUGGAGUCCAUGGAGUACAUUUCCAUCCCAGUUGCAGACGCAGCGGAGAAUAUCCACAUUGUUGGGCCUACAACGGUGAACGAGGGUGAUAGUUAUGUGGUGAACUGUAGCGGGGAUCUGGCUCCAUCAGAUAGUACACUGGACCUGUAUACCAGAACCGUAAACGCCACGUUAUUUACAAAGUCUCCGAUUAAUCCUCAAAUCACGAAUGGUAACGUCACCGAAUCCUGCUACCUCCACACAACAAAGAGGUACAGUCUCAGCGCCAGUAAGACUGAUAAUGGCACAGAGAUGAGGUGUGAGGCAGCGAAUUCCUCCCCUGGUUCAAAGACGAUCUCUAGCGCACAAAUGAUCUUGGUGAAAGUUGCCGAACUAGUAAUUGAAACAUCGCUUACACCAGCACAUGAGGAUCUCAAAAUUGAAUGUAAUAUUCAAAACACUCCGAACACCUGGGAUAAGGUGAAGCUUAUCUCCUCUGACGACAGCAUUGGAGUUGUAGCUGUUGGCUAUUCUAAUGGAACAACACAGAAAGACAACAACUCGUACCAACUGACCCUUGAACCCGGCGAUAGCAACGUAACACUAAGUCUUCUUUUCCCCAACACCACGAAGCAUUGUUUUGUCAGGAGUAACUACACGUGUCAACUUCAUAGCAAUGGAAAUAUAUUUGUGGAGUCCAUGGAGUACAUUUCCAUCCCAGUUGCAGACGCAGCGGAGAAUAUCCACAUUGUUGGGCCUACAACGGUGAACGAGGGUGAUAGUUAUGUGGUGAACUGUAGCGGGGAUCUGGCUCCAUCAGAUAGUACACUGGACCUGUAUACCAGAACCGUAAACGCCACGUUAUUUACAAAGUCUCCGAUUAAUCCUCAAAUCACGAAUGGUAACGUCACCGAAUCCUGCUACCUCCACACAACAAAGAGGUACAGUCUCAGCGCCAGUAAGACUGAUAAUGGCACAGAGAUGAGGUGUGAGGCAGCGAAUUCCUCCCCUGGUUCAAAGACGAUCUCUAGCGCACAAAUGAUCUUGGUGAAAGUUGCCGAACUAGUAAUUGAAACAUCGCUUACACCAGCACAUGAGGAUCUCAAAAUUGAAUGUAAUAUUCAAAACACUCCGAACACCUGGGAUAAGGUGAAGCUUAUCUCCUCUGACGACAGCAUUGGAGUUGUAGCUGUUGGCUAUUCUAAUGGAACAACACAGAAAGACAACAACUCGUACCAACUGACCCUUGAACCCGGCGAUAGCAACGUAACACUAAGUCUUCUUUUCCCCAACACCACGAAGCAUUGUUUUGUCAGGAGUAACUACACGUGUCAACUUCAUAGCAAUGGAAAUAUAUUUGUGGAGUCCAUGGAGUACAUUUCCAUCCCAGACGCAGCGGAGAAUAUCCACAUUGUUGGGCCUACAACGGUGAACGAGGGUGAUAGUUAUGUGGUGAACUGUAGCGGGGAUCUGGCUCCAUCAGAUAGUACACUGGACCUGUAUACCAGAACCGUAAACGCCACGUUAUUUACAAAGUCUCCGAUUAAUCCUCAAAUCACGAAUGGUAACGUCACCGAAUCCUGCUACCUCCACACAACAAAGAGGUACAGUCUCAGCGCCAGUAAGACUGACAAUGGCACAGAGAUGAGGUGUGAGGCAGCGAAUUCCUUACCUGGUUCACAGACGAUCUCUAGCGCACAAAUGAUCUUGGUGAAAGUUGCCGAACUAGUAAUUGAAACAUCGCUUACUCCAACACAUGAGGAUCUCAAAAUUGAAUGUAAUAUUCAAAACGCUCCGAACACCUGGGAUAAGGUUAGGUUUAUCUCCUCUGACGACAGCAUUGGAGUUGUAGCUGUCGGCUAUUCUAAUGGAACAACACAGAAAGACAACAACUCGUACCAACUGACCCUUGAACCCGGCGAUAGCAACGUAAAAUUGAGUCUUCUUUUUCCGAACACCACGAAGCAUUGUUUUGUUAGGAGUAACUACACGUGUCAACUUCAUAGCAAUGGAAAUAUAUUUGUGGAGUCCAUGGAAUACAUUUCCAUCCCAGACGCAGCGGAGAAUAUCCACAUUGUUGGGCCUACAACGGUGAACGAGGGUGAUAGUUAUGUGGUGAACUGUAGCGGGGAUCUGGCUCCAUCAGAUAGUACACUGGACCUGUAUACCAGAACCGUAAACGCCACGUUAUUUACAAAGUCUCCAAUUAGUCCUCAAAUCACGAAUGGUGACGUCACCGAAUCCUGCUACCUCCACACAACACAGAAGUACAGUCUCAGCGCCAGUAAGACUGACAAUGGCACAGAGAUGAGGUGUGAGGCAGCGAAUUCCUUCCCUGGUUCACAGACGAUCUCUAGCGCACAAAUGAUCUUGGUGAAAGUUGCCGGUAACUAUAUCCCUUUUUACAUUUAUUGUAAGAAAAUGUAUGUACGAUAG